Trifolium pratense (red clover) is the source of this 720-nucleotide messenger RNA. RefSeq lists its product as uncharacterized. The transcript is spliced from 3 exons. NCBI's taxonomy places the organism in Eukaryota, Viridiplantae, Streptophyta, Magnoliopsida, Fabales, Fabaceae. The record is from RefSeq and is a predicted model, not a curated record. Gene Ontology annotation, molecular function: nucleic acid binding; RNA-DNA hybrid ribonuclease activity. Bases 1 to 720 code for a protein of 239 amino acids.
AUGACGUCGGUUACUAGAACUUGGCAAGCAGCUGGACUGUCAUCUGUCUUGGGCUCCGCAGCUUGUCAGCAAGGUAGUGCAGCAGAUAGAGUGUUUGCCUUAUGUCGGAAUGAGGAUUACGCUACUAUAGGUAGAGUGGCUACGUUGUUAUGGAGUAUAUGGCAUAACCGGAAUGAUAAAAUUUGGAAUGAUAAUUUUAGAAGCCCAAACCAAAUUGGUCGGGCUGCGUUUGAUCAUUGGAACAAGUGGUUUGCAGUCCAUAAGUUGCGAAGUAACGAUGAUCAUGAUGUUCCGCUUGUCAGCACCAAUCGGUGGGAAAAACCUCGUAUAGGAUGGUUAAAGUGCAAUGUAGAUGCAGCAUUUUUUGUCGGUGCAGGUAGGACUGCGAUGGGUGCCUGUUUUCGUAAUAAUUCUGGUGAGUUUAUGGCUGGAAUUACACAGUGGCAACAACUAACUUUAUCAACGGAAGAGGGUGAAGCAUGGACAUUAUUGCAAGCUAUGAAUGAAGCUAGGAGUAGAGGUUUUGAAAACGUCCAAUUUGAAAGUGACUCUCAAGUGUUGGUUUAUGCUAUUCGUACCAAACGAUCAGCUGACAUAUGGUCUUUUGGAAUAACGGCAUUGGAGCUUGCCCAUGGCCAUGCUCCUUUCUCAAAGAAGCCACCGUCGAAGGUACUGCGUACGACUUUCCAAAGUGAUGGCAAAUUCUCUAAGGUCAGCUAA